This is a messenger RNA of Lycium ferocissimum, 1990 nucleotides long. RefSeq lists its product as uncharacterized. Gene Ontology annotation, biological process: protein polyubiquitination; DNA damage response. Bases 104 to 1849 code for a protein of 581 amino acids. NCBI's taxonomy places the organism in Eukaryota, Viridiplantae, Streptophyta, Magnoliopsida, Solanales, Solanaceae. The record is from RefSeq and is a predicted model, not a curated record. Gene Ontology annotation, molecular function: ubiquitin conjugating enzyme activity. Gene Ontology annotation, cellular component: nucleus. The transcript has 5 exons.
GGCUCGCUUUGAAUUUUGAGGCGGGAUCCAUCCCUUUUGAAAUUGGUGUCUCUCCACUAAUCGGAACUCUUAACUCUUAAUUGGAUGAUAGGAAAAAGGGGAAAUGGCUCAAGAGGCAAGGCUGAAUCUGCGUAUGCAAAGAGAGCUUAAGCUCCUUCUCACAGAUCCACCUCCAGGCGCUUCUUUCCCUUCUCUUACUUCUUCUUCCUCUCUUUCUUCCAUUCACGCCCAAAUUGAAGGCCCUCAAGCAACUGUCUAUGCUAAUGGACUCUUUAACCUCAAAAUUCACAUACCUCAAAGGUACCCGUUUCAGCCCCCCAUUGUCACUUUCGUAACCCCCAUUUAUCAUCCUAAUAUUGAUAAUGCUGGCCGUAUUUGCUUGGAUAUUCUCAAUCUUCCUCCUAAGGGAGCAUGGCAGCCAUCUUUGAACAUUUCAACCGUCUUAACAAGUAUAGGUUUGUUAUUAAGUGAACCAAAUCCUGAUGAUGGGUUAAUGCAUGACGCGAGCACGGAGUACAAAUAUAAUAGACAAGCAUUUGACCACAAGGCAAGAUCAAUGACUCAAAAGUACGCCACGGCUGGAGCAAGUGAUUUUGGUGGUCAUGACCAAGAAAUCCAAACUCUUACAAAUGCAAGAGAAGGAAUUGUUGAAGCCAAAGAAUUAGAUUUACCAAAAUCCGAGUCUGAGGUACCUGAUCUUUUUGUAAACCAGAAGGGAUUAUGUGGACUCAGCAGAAAGUUGUCGCUAGACUCUGCGGGACGUGCACAAAGACAGAAUGGUGAGACUGCGAGUGAAGUGCCAAUUGAUCAUAUCUUAAAUAAGCAGAUGGAAGUUAGCAAACAAGCUCCCAUCGAGUACGACUUGAAUCAGGAUAAAGUACAACAGAGCACCAAGAAACUGUCUUUAGAAAUUGUGAGUCCAUCUAAAGUUAGAAAUGGUGAGAAGAAGGAUUAUACGUCACAAAGUCAAUGUUCUACCAGUAUGCAAUCCCAAAGUAUUUUUCUGAAUUAUGCCGAUAUACAGCCCUUGCCACAGGCUGUAAGAAAUUCAGGGGAAACUGCUAAUCCAAAUGAUAGUGACAUGAGAAAUGUUAGCAUAAAUCCGAGUAGAAAGAAGCUGUUGCUAAACUCAAAUGAUUUCAGCCAAAAACAUGAGGAUAUUGAGAAAUUGCAGAUCAAGCCUCAGCUUUCACUCCAACUUCAGUCCACUGCAUCAUGUCCAUCUCUUUCUUUGUCAGGGACCCACCCUGGUCAUGACAAUAAGCAACCUCAUAAAAAGGCUUCUGAUCAAGGUGGAAAUGGUUUAUCCACAAGGCAUAAGAAGCUGGGUUUAACUGGCAGGAGACAUCCAUUUGGCACAUCCAGUUCAUCUCCACGUCAGCACAAGGGUGACAAAGAGAAUUUAGCUCCAUCUCAUAACCUACCCGUUUCAGACUCUGAUGCAUGCACUGAUUCAGCGCCCAGUUUAUGUUUUACUUCACAAAUUGGUGAUACUUGUGAUGCAUGGACAAGGAACUCAUCUAAUCCAUGUGGGACUUCCAAGAAGCUGCCACUACAAGCUGUAGAGCACUUUGGAGAGGGUAAAGACAAUAGCUUUCAGUUGACCUCUCAUUCCGCAGCUCAAGUUAAUCAUCCCCUUUCAUGUGAGGACUUAUGUGAUCAUAAGCAGCCCAACCAAGAUGAGGAUGCAAACUUUAACAAGAACAUGAAGCAACAGGAAAAAGAAUCUCCAAAAUGUGAAGCAGUGAUUGUAUUGGACAGUGAGGAUAGUGAAGAUGAAAAGAGUCUUCCUAAAAGGUCCAAGUUGUCGCUAGCGCGAAGACAUGUGUCAGGUAAGCGAAAGGCUUAAUUGUGGAUUUGAAUUUUCCUGUUGGAAGUAUUAUGCUGUGGACAUAGUAAACUUGUAUACUAUUAUAUUUCACGACUACUCUUUCAGUUCUCUUGCUCUUCUCCGUUGGGUGUUCUAAUUUCAGGUUUGCUUUUCUUCCAA